UAUAUCAAUAACAAAUCUUGGAUCUGGGUUUUUGUUAAUUUGAUGUAAAUAUUCGAACUUUGUUAAUAAAAAAAAAAAAUGGUUAUUUUAUUACCUGGGUAUUUAUGGGUUUUUGUUAAAACGAUAUAAAAAUUAAAACUUUAUGAAAAAUGGCUAUUUUAGUACCUUGGUCUUUGUUAAAAUUUUGUAAUAAUUGAAACUUGUAUAAAAACAAUGGCUAUUUUAGACCUGGUUUUUUGUUAAAAUGAUGUAAAAUUAAAAGUGUAUAAAUUUUUAUUUUUUUGAAGCUUUUAUAAAAAAGAAAAAAUGGCUACUUUAGUACCUGGGGUGUUGUUAAAGUUGCUUCAACAUAUGAACACAGAUGUAAAAGUUGGUGGUGAACACAGAUCAUCUUUAUUACAAGUUGUAAGUAUAGUUCCUGCUUUAGCUCCUGGUGGUGAGCUUUUUCAAAAUCAAGGGUUUUAUCUCAAGGUAUCUGAUUCAUCUCAUGCUACUUAUGUAUCUUUACCUGAUGAAAAUAUUGAUCUUAUAUUAAGUGAUAAGAUACAAUUAGGUCAAUAUAUACAUGUUGAAAGACUCGAAUCAGCUACCCCUGUUCCGAUUUUACACGGGGUUAGACCGGUUCCUGGUCGACAUCCUUGUGUUGGUACCCCUGAAGAUAUAGUUGCCACACAUUCUUUAGGGUUUCUAAAUAACAAUGGUAGCAGUAGUAGUUCUGCCAGUUCUAAGUUGGUUGGGAACGUUAAAUUGCCGAAAAAGGAUACUAGUUCUAGUUCUAGCUCCACAAGUUUAAGGUCAAAUGGGGUAGUGGAGGGUAAGAAAACUGUAUCGACUUUGGCAAGAUCUAAUUCACAGUUGCCGAAAUUGGUAUUGUAUACGAAGGAUUCUAAGCAGUCUUUAGGGAAAGUCAAACCGUCUGGUUCUAGGUCAAUUCCUUCAUCUCCUACCAGUUGUUACUCUUUGCCUACUUCUUUUGAGAAGUUUUCUAGUGGGGUUAAGCAACAGGCAAAGAUCAAAGGAUUUGAUAAAGAACUUGGGAAACUGAAUUUAGGGGAAAAGGGGAGUGCAGUUCGUGGGGCAAGUCCAAGUGGGAAAAAAUUUGGGAUCGGAAACUCAAUAAAAAAUUUUGUUCAGGGCAUUGAGAUAGGGCCCAAGGCUUUGAGAAAGAGCUGGGAAGGUAAUAUGGAAAUCAAGACCCCAAGAUUAAAAGUCACCAAGAAUGAUGCCAAGCCUGAUCCUCGGAGUACUUCGGUUCCUAGAAAAUCUACAAGUGAAAAGAUGCCGUCUACCAAAGAAGAAUCAUCUGUAAAGCCAUCUAAAGAGGUACGGACACCUGCAAAAAAAGGAGAAAUGGCUGAUAAUGGCCAUUCCGAUAAACCAAAACCGUCUCCAGGCAGGAAGUCAUCAGCAGAGGCAUCUGCAAAUGGUCUACCAGGAAACUUGGUCAAAGUUUCUCUUGGUAACAGACGAUUGACAGAUGGAGGUGCUUCUUGGUCAUCACUCCCAUCUUCUCUUGCAAAGCUUGGAAAGGAAGUCCUCAAGUAUAGGGAUUCUGCCCAAAUUGCUGCCGUAGAGGCGAUACAAGAGGCAUCAGCUGCAGAAACCUUACUUCAAUGUAUAAGCACGUAUUCUGAGUUGCGUUCUUCAGCAAAAGAAGACAACCCACAGCCUGCAGUCGAGCAGUUCUUGGCAUUACAUGCUAACUUAAAGAAUGCUCAUCAGAUUUCUGAAUCUUUGUCCAAAACAACUCUGCUCGUUUCAUCAUCAGAUAAUGAAGAAAUUCCGUCAGAAGAACAACUAAAAGUUUCUUCUGAUAGACAUAAACAAGCAACUUCUUGGGUCCAUGCUGCCAUGGCUACCAACUUAUCAUCUUUUUCGGUGUAUAGCAAACAAGGCAAGUUAACCUCUUUAAUCUCACCAUCUUCAACCACAGAUUCAACCCCUAAAAAUAUUCGACCAGUGUUAGUACUUGAGGGCUCCAGCAAUACCUCAACACCUAAAACCCAAGUCAAAGCACGGCAGUCAAUUGGGUCAAAAAUAAAUAACUCAUCAACUCCACGAAGACAACCGGUUGGAUCAAAUGUCCAACAAAAGGCAAAGGUGGUUCAACCUCCACCAGAAUGGGAAAAGGGGGUUGGUUUUGAUGAAGCAAUCAACUUGGCACAAAAACUAAAAAUGGAGUCUCAAGAUUGGUUCUUGGGAUUUGUUGAAAGAUUCUUGGAUGCUGAUGUUGACACCUCUAACAGUCUUUCAGAUAACGGUCAGAUUGCAGGCAUGCUGAGUCAGCUCAAGAGUGUAAACGACUGGUUAGACUCAAUUGGAUGUAACAAGGAGGAAGAAGAAGAAGAAGAAAGUUGUCAUAUCUCCCCAGAGACGAUUGAUAGGAUAAGGAAAAAGAUUUAUGAUUAUCUCCUUACACACGUAGAAUCUGCUGCAGCUGCACUUGGUAAACCUUAAAGCAAGACUAAAAGAUGACACAUUUUACUCUAAAAAGACAAUGGAUGUUUUUUUCAAUUAAAUGUACAUAAACUACUCAGCAAGUU
Messenger RNA from Erigeron canadensis, 2543 nucleotides. RefSeq lists its product as uncharacterized. The coding region runs from base 307 to 2457 and encodes 716 amino acids. The record is from RefSeq and is a predicted model, not a curated record. The transcript has 4 exons. Lineage: Eukaryota; Viridiplantae; Streptophyta; Magnoliopsida; Asterales; Asteraceae.